Molecule: messenger RNA, 4328 nt
Organism: Pocillopora verrucosa
Lineage: Eukaryota; Metazoa; Cnidaria; Anthozoa; Scleractinia; Pocilloporidae
Product: transcription factor E2F3-like
Biological process (GO): regulation of transcription by RNA polymerase II
Cellular component (GO): RNA polymerase II transcription regulator complex
Molecular function (GO): RNA polymerase II cis-regulatory region sequence-specific DNA binding; protein dimerization activity; DNA-binding transcription factor activity, RNA polymerase II-specific
Source: RefSeq, a predicted model, not a curated record
AAUAGCAAUCGUACAUCUUAUCUCGCAGAUUUGAAGCUAUUUGGAACAAAAUAAGCUCUAAACUUCUGAAAGAAGCUUAUUUGAGUAUUUUAAAGCCGCUAUUUCUUCCAUUGUAAAGGCUCUGCAAGAAGUUGUGGAGUAGUUUUUGAACAGAAACGCUGUCGAAGAACCCACUCCAUUGUUGAACAAUAUGGCGACGCGAAGAUACUCGAUUGAGGGUCGUGGAAGACCGCCGUUAAGCGCUCAUGGUCAUCAGUUAAACUCGAUCAGUAGGAAAAUUCUGAACAGUGGUACUACUUCCUCGCAUCAAAUGAAAGCAAAAGCUCCGCCAUCGCCCGCAUUCAAAGGAUCGAAGCCGGUUUUAUGUACACCCGAUGUCUAUUCGAAGGAACGAUCAGUCUGCCCAAGUUCAAGGCCUCAGGUGAAAAGAAAACUCGAUCUGGAUGAAUCUCCUACACAAGUAAGACAGUCAUUCAGAACUCCAAAAGCAAAAGGAUAUACUAGAAGAAGAGGGCGCAGAGAAAUGCAACCAUACCCAAAGAUGUUUGUUAAAUCUCCAAUAGAGAAGACACGCUAUGAUACAUCACUGGGGAUCUUGACCAAAAAGUUUGUGGGUCUUUUGAAAAGCACUGAAGAUGGUGUGGUGGAUUUGAACCAGGCAGCAGAUGUUUUAGAGGUCCAGAAAAGACGAAUCUAUGACAUUACCAAUGUUCUAGAAGGUGUUGGGCUGAUAAAGAAGAAAUCCAAGAAUAAUAUUGAGUGGAGGGGCACCUGCUAUACUGAUAGUUCUCGGAGGACAAAGGGAGCUGAAUCAAUUUCAGCACAAACCAUGGAUCUUCACACAGACAUUGCUGACCUUGUUGCUAAAGAAUCUUUCCUUGAUAGAAUGAUAGAGGGAUGCCGCUCAGAAAUAAAAAAUCUUACAGAAGAUCCUGAAGUUGCCAAAUAUGCGUAUGUGACAUAUCGAGAUAUUCGUGAUGUCAAGCAUUUCAAAAACAGGACAGUGAUUGCAAUUAAAGCUCCACCAGAAACGAGGCUAGAAGUACCAGAUCCCAAGGAGAGUAUCCAAAUCUGGCUGAAAAGUAUUCGAGGCCCUAUUGAUGUUUAUCUAUGUCCUGAGGAACAAGUAAAUGCCCAAUCUCCAAUGAAGGACAUUUCUCCCAUCAAACGACAGCCAGCACCUCAAACAACACCAAGCCAUUUUCUUCUGACACCUGAGAAAACUCCUCAAAACUGUGAUGAUUUGGCAGUACCCUCACAGAGAUCUAACGAGGAUCUUCAAAGAAGCAUUUUGUCCACCAUAAUCAGUCCAAGGAAAAAUAUUCUUUUACAGACAAAUGAUGAAACAACUGGUCUGGAAGAUUUGGACAGCGAUGCCUUGAUUCCUUUAUCACCAAAUCUUACAGAAGAGGAAUAUUUAUUCACAUUGACAGAUACAGAAGGGAUCACUGAUCUGUUUGAUUCUUAUAACUUCUGGAAUGAGGCAUGAUACGUGAACAGGUAGAUUUAAGGUGCACAUGUAGAUGUAAGCUAAGUCAUUUUCAAUGGCCCCAGAAAAUACCUACAUGUUGUUUUGAGUGGUGUUAUAUACCCUGCCUGACAAGGUCUGGGAAUAUCUUAACCCUUUCACUCCCACAAGUGACCAAGACAGAAUUUCUCCUUACAAUAUCAAUACAAUAUCAAGCAAGUAGGUGAUGAAAAUAGAGAAGAAUAUCAGUUAUGGGAUUAUUAGUUGAUCCAAUACCAAAUUCUCUGAAUUAACAUCAUAAGAACUGUAUGGCAGAUAGUAAGGAGAAUUACUAAUUAGAUCUUGAGAGUGAAAGGGUUAAUGGGCAGAGUGGUGUACAUAUGUGUACUGGGGUCACAAAUACAAAACAAGUGAACUGGUGUCUCAAAUGAAAAAAAACAACCCGGUUGCCACAGGACCGGAUCAAGCUGAUGUUAGAUUUCCAAGAAAAUCAGUCAUUUUUUCAUUGCACCCUAACAUCAGUAUCCAUAUUCUCUAUAGUCUUCUCUAUACAUUUCUUUUGAUACUGACAAGGAGAAUUUGUUUAACAAUCAAAGUUGCCUUUAUGUCAGUUAGUGAUCAUUUCCCUUGUUCUCGUGAUCUUGAUGAAUGAUUCAGCAGUAUUACUGUAGGGAGAAAUUAGAUCCUGGUCACUCUCAGGGGUUAAAAGGUUAAGGAGCUAUCAAUUCACGUUUGAUGGAUUUGACUUGCUGGAAGUAUAAAUGUUUGGGUGGAGAGGAGAGGAUGGCUGUGAGGGGAGGCGGUAAGAUGUAAUCAGAACUUGUUUGUGAAAUUCUCAAUUGUUAACUCAGUUUGUCAGGGAAAUUUUUUGAGACUGUCAGGGAAUUUCAAACACCAAUGACUGGGGCAAGCAUGAAAAAAAGUUUUGUUCAUAUGAAAGAGAGGGGGUUAGACGAUGAGAGUGUAGGGGGGCCUUUUAAAGAAACACCCCCCCCUUCAUAAAAAAAGUACAUGUUUGGUUAUUUUUUAGAACACAGUAAUGCUGCAUGCUCAUUUAGGAUCAAAGUAAGUAUUAAAGUGUCUGCUCACCCAUCCCUCCCUUGAUCCAACAACAGUCAACUGAUAGUAAGUAAAGGUUACUGUUGGUUUAGGGUAAGGGUAGGUGUGCAAUUGCUUAGAUACUUGCAUGAAUCCCUUACUUCCUGGGGGUUUGCAUUUGUUAAGGAAAAUAACAUAAGUAACUCUCUUGGUCAAAAGUCCACAUUACCAUUGAUAGUAUCGGUAUUUAAAUUUUAAUUCCUAGUUGUACUCACUACAAAGCACAAUGAAGGAGUACUUAGGAUUUGUGAAGAACCUGGGGGGGGUUUGGUUUCAGUUUUUCUUACUUUUUUUCUAUAUAUUGUAGUUUUACAUUUACUUUUAGGAUAAUUUUAAUGCAAGUUGUUCUAGAAUGGUGGUUCUUACACUGCAGGUAUUGUAUAAAAUUUUUUGUGUGAACUUGAGAAGUGACUCAUUUUUAUAUUAAGUUAGAAAAUUGUGUUAUUUAUAUUUGAUUGUAACAAUUUUAUGAACAGUAAUGUUCCCUUGAUUAAACACUUCCCUUGAAUGAACUCCACCCUUGAUCUAACACUACAGAUGGAAGCAAAAUUACAUAUGAAGCUGUGCUUGAAUGAACAUUUCACCCAAGCAUAAGAGUGUGAUUUUCAGACUGGGAUUACAUGGAAAAAAGAAACAUGUUGCAACUUUGUAUUCCACACUUGUGGCUCCAAUAGAACAUACAGUUUUGAUUCUAGCUCAGCUUAAUGGUGAGUCAUUGGAACUGCCAUUAUUUUUCUUUUCGAAAACAUUACACCUGAUUUACCAUAAUUUUGUUUGCAAUUUAAGAAAUAUUGAUUUUAAAAUAAACUGUGCCCUUGAAUAAACAGCACACUGGAAUGAUUUUUGCAUUGCUAUAGAUUAUUAUUAGUGGGAUUAUAAUUUCAAUCACAAUGAUAAAUUCUAAGCACAGUGAAUUUUGAUUUUACUAACAGUUUAAGAACUCUGAAAAAUAGGUCUCUCAUUCUGUUGUAUACCCCAUUAACACCAACAAAAAUAUGUUAAGUUAAAUUGGGUUCAACUGAAUUAAAUCAGAAACAGAGAACUGAAAAAUUGAUUUUUCCAUGUGGUUCAAAUGGUCACAAACUUGUAUUUUCAAAGUGCUAAAUCAGAAGUUGACAAACAUUUCUUUACACAGCUUCAAAGAAGAAAACAUUUUUAAACCGUUUUUUUUACCAAAACAGCCUCUAAACAUGUUUAAGUUUUGGUGUCAGUGGGGUAUUAGACAAGGUUGUACCCUACUUAUGUGCGAGUUACAUUCUUCAAAACCCAAAGUUAGUUCCCCCUUUCCGAGGUGUGGCUCUUACUGAGAGGCAUAGCUUGAAUACAUCUAUUAUCUCAGAUGUGAUGCUUCUUCAAGGGCAGUGCUUAAUUGAAUAAAUACAGUAGUUGAAGGGUUAUGUUUUUGAAACCUGUCUGAUUCCUUUAGUGAUAAUUUAAUGAUAAUGUAACUGCCUGAAAUGCUCCAAAAUUCCAAAAGGGUAAUGUAAGUUGCAGGAGCAGAUUCUUGACCUAUCUGUCUAUAGCUUAAGGUGUGUUUAGCUACUAAGGGACCAGAUCAAUUUGUGUUCAGUUUUAAAUGCAAAAAUUAAUAACUAGAAUAAAACAUGCUGUUGUGUACAAAAGAAAAUAAAAAUGACAGUUAAGAGCUGCAACCUGAGGUAGCUAAACUAGACUUUAGUGAAUCAUUUUGUAAAUAGGGCUGUUGAUCAAAAGAACUAGGCUCAAUUGAAUUGUGUGAGACUUGGUCUUCUGGGUAACUGAU